CCUCUAAACCACUUAUUGGAAAAUAUUUGAAAUAAUCCGCUGCGAUGGCCACCAUUGCAGUGGUUUCGGGCGAGAAUGCGUCGGCAAACGUCCAAGACACCGACUCCAAAUUGACCUUCAACGUCGGCACCAGAAAAUCCAAACUGGCCCUAGUCCAGACAGAUAUUGUGGUGAAGGCUCUGGCAGCGGCAUGUCCCGAUAAUGUGUACGCCAUAAAGGCACGAGAUACAGCCGCAGGAGACAUCGACAAAGUGACCCCCUUCAAAGACAUGCCUGUGAAGAAUUUGUGGACUCACGAACUCGAGGUCCUGAUGCUCGAGGGACAACUGGAUUUUCUGGUGCAUUCGCUAAAAGAUGUGCCCACUCAACUGCCAUCUGGCUGUGAAAUAGGUGUCGUUGUGGCUCGGGAGGAUCCAAGGGAUGCCUUUGUGAUCAAAGCUGGGCGCAAACCAUGCAACAUCGAAGACCUACCGGCGGGAGCAGUUGUCGGUACUUCUUCUAUGCGACGGACUGCCCAGAUCGCCCUGAGAUAUCCUCACCUAAGGGUUGUUGACGUGAGAGGGAAUGUCGGUACCAGAUUGUCGAAGCUUGAUGCCGAGGAUGGCCCUUUUGACGCUGUGAUUCUUGCAGCUGCUGGUCUGAUUCGACUUGAUCUACGCCAUCGUAUCACUCAAUACCUCGACUCGAAGAGUGGGGGCAUGCUAUACGCCGUUGGACAAGGAGCCAUCGGGGUUGAAAACCGAUCAUCAGACGAACGAGUCCAAAAUAUGCUCAGUACCAUAGAUCAUUCCGAAACCCACCUCGCAACAGCUACCGAACGGAGCUUACUGAGGACACUAGAGGGUGGUUGUAGCGCUCCUUUGGGCGUUGAGACCACAUGGCAUGACAAAGGACAUAAUCAGAAGGCUCUUCAGCUGAAGGCCGUUGUCAUCAGCACGGACGGAAAGGAAAAGUCAGAGAUUGACAUGACGGAAGUUGUUCAGAGCAAGGAAGAUGCUGAAUUAUUUGGCGUCAAUGCCGCGUCGGAAUUGUUGAGACAGGGUGCAGAUAAAAUUUUGGCGGAGAUCAAGGCAAAGAGGCCGACAACCGUGGCCGAUCUUGAAGAGAAAUGAACUCGCCAUCGUCGUUGCGGAGUGGCCCUCCAAUAUUUCGCAACGAAAAGUACCUUUUGAGAUGCAAAGACACGGUUACUUCGAACGCGUAAAGCAAGCGGCCUGGACGAUUGCAUAUCCUUUCACCCUCUAUUUAGAGUAUUGCCAGCACCCUUGGGGUUGGCUUCGACAAAUUCAUCCCACUCUCGAGCUUUCAUAGUGGCAGCAUCAAUUUGCUCCAUAUUGUCCUCAUCAGGCUCUGGCUGAGGCGCAUUGGCAUUGCCACCUCCGUCGAUAAUCCCUCCUCUACGUUGUUCCUCUUCAAGAUACUCGUCGAUACUCAUUGUGGGAAGGCUGUGACUAGGUCGAAAGACUCCCUGUCGAAGUUGAGUGCGUUUGUCUGUCAGGGUGAAAGGCUGGAGCGGUUUGCCACUUGAACUGAGCAGAGGCCCGCCUCUUUUACCCAGUCCUCCCAUGGUAGCAGGACCAUCUAGACGUUCAGAAUAGCCUUGGGACCUAGCAGGCUCUCUCU
This is a messenger RNA of Exophiala xenobiotica, 1623 nucleotides long. Its product is annotated as porphobilinogen deaminase. Gene Ontology annotation, cellular component: cytoplasm. The record is from RefSeq and is a predicted model, not a curated record. NCBI's taxonomy places the organism in Eukaryota, Fungi, Ascomycota, Eurotiomycetes, Chaetothyriales, Herpotrichiellaceae. The transcript has 2 exons. Gene Ontology annotation, molecular function: hydroxymethylbilane synthase activity. Bases 45 to 1112 code for a protein of 355 amino acids. Gene Ontology annotation, biological process: heme biosynthetic process.